Molecule: messenger RNA, 639 nt
Organism: Coprinopsis cinerea okayama7#130
Lineage: Eukaryota; Fungi; Basidiomycota; Agaricomycetes; Agaricales; Psathyrellaceae
Exons: 3
Coding region: 1-639 (212 amino acids)
Source: RefSeq, a predicted model, not a curated record
AUGGCUGGUAAACCUCUACCAGUGGUCGCAGCUGGAUUCGCUGGCGUCAACGCUGGAAUGACCGCCGCUACUUUCUUCGGACUCCGAGAAUUCAUCGUCAGUCCUCUCCUGGUACACAACGCCCCCUGGCGCCAGUACGCCGUCCGGAGGAAAGAACGCGGUAUACCCAAACCAGGCGAUUCAGUGACGCUGGAAGAAAGCUCAGUAGCGGACAUACGGUCCAACAAACUACUCGACACCGGAAUAAGUGGGGCAGUCACUGGUGGACUGAUGCGAGGAUGGAAAUCUGGCCGAAAAGCAAUUAUCCCCGGCGCACUCCUCGCCUCUACGAUCGCCCUAGGCAUCCAAUACGGCUUCAACUACGCAGCAGCUUCCCGUAUCAAAAACCUCGCAGAAGAGAGAACUGCACCCCCACCUGCACCACCCACGCCCGAACAACUAGCGGAAGAGAAACUCAGCUGGCACGUCCGUCUUGGAAACCGGAUAGUGCGGGCUUUCGGUGUAGAACCUAUCAGCGACGAAGAGUUUUUGAGAAGGUUACGGACCGCGAGGAACAAGUACGAGUUGCGGAUAAAGGAGCUGGAGAAGGAGAUAGCGGAGGAGGAAGCGACAAAAUCCGUGGAAUCGCAUUCUUCGUGA